Molecule: messenger RNA, 1062 nt
Organism: Vanessa atalanta (red admiral)
Lineage: Eukaryota; Metazoa; Arthropoda; Insecta; Lepidoptera; Nymphalidae
Product: putative malate dehydrogenase 1B
Exons: 5
Coding region: 1-1062 (353 amino acids)
Biological process (GO): malate metabolic process; tricarboxylic acid cycle; oxaloacetate metabolic process
Molecular function (GO): L-malate dehydrogenase (NAD+) activity
Source: RefSeq, a predicted model, not a curated record
AUGGGUGUUCGCUAUGUAAUAGCUGGAGAAUCUCAAUGCGAUUUAUUUGCAGAAAUAUGUUUAGUCGCCGAUUACCUAGCACAACGAUUACCUGAUUUUUGUUAUGAACGAAUAGAAAAACCAGUAGCAGAAUGGAAGCCGUGGCUACAAAAAAUUAAUCAAAAAAACAAAUGGCACCACACUGGAUCACCGAUUGUGUGGAAAGAGUUAUUAAUGGCUGGUAGUAAGCCAUUUUAUAUAGGUUAUGCAUCGGAAUUUUUAGAAUAUUGUGAAUGGCUUUAUAAGAAUAAAAAACUUAUGGAAAAUAUUGCAAGUAACAUUAAUGCAACAGCAUCACCCAAACUUUAUGUUGUUUUGCCAAAUCUAGGACCAGCAUGCUAUAAUGCUACUAUAAUUGCUAAUUCAAUAACUAAAAUUAAUAAAAAUAAUAUUGUCGUUGUUACGUCAGACAUUGGAUUGGAAAUGGCAUCAGUGGCUGCAGAAAUUGCUGAAGUCUCUUUGAGAAAUAUGUUCUGUCCCCCAGUAUGGGGUUUUGUCGGAAUAAAUCAUUUGGUUGAUAUACGAACAACAAUACACAAAUAUGAUUCAUUUAAUCCAUUUGAAAGAUACACAAAAGUAAAAAAUUCAACUCUUUGUAUUGGCACUAUUACUCCGGAAAUGCGUACAAUGGAAUAUUUAAUGUUUUUUGAUGAAACAUUAUGGAAUAAAGUGGCUGAUCGAAAAGCUAAGAAGAAAAUGUCGGAAAGACCAAUUUCCAUUGUAAAAGCUGUAGCUCUUUUGAAUUUAAUCAAAAUAUGGCUAUUCGAUCCUAAUCCUAGUUACGUCGUAAAUUUGGGUAUACAGUGUAACGGAUCUUUUGGACUGACAUUUAAAGGUGUAUUUUCUCAACCUGCACACUUAGUAAAUGGUGAAUGGCGACCAGCGAGUAAUUAUAUGUUGCCAAAGGAUCCACAAGUAAAAAUACAAUACUUACAGCAAAUAGCUGAAAUUGCUAUGAAAUUAAAAAAAUCUGAUUUAAAGCAAGUUGUCACAUACACUCCAUGCGUCUGUAAGCAUAAAUAA